Molecule: messenger RNA, 2177 nt
Organism: Tripterygium wilfordii
Lineage: Eukaryota; Viridiplantae; Streptophyta; Magnoliopsida; Celastrales; Celastraceae
Product: seipin-2-like
Exons: 2
Coding region: 515-1918 (467 amino acids)
Biological process (GO): lipid droplet organization; lipid storage
Cellular component (GO): endoplasmic reticulum membrane
Source: RefSeq, a predicted model, not a curated record
UGAGUUUGAUUAGAGGAAAUUCCGUACUUGUAUUGCUCAUGAGGCUGUAAACCCUCUAUUUCUUGAUUUCAAUGGUAAUUUAAUUUCUGAUUAAAAUAAACACUUUGCAUCAAUAGCAUGCAUGCCAAGUUCUUUCUAAAUGUUUUGAUUGAAAUCUCUCUUUGGAUUUACUGGAUUGCUAUGAUUGAUCAAUGUCACUCGAGCUCCACCUGGAUGUGUGUGCCCAAUAUGAGCAAUCCAGUGUCCUUACAGGAUUUGAUACAAAAACCAAGAACAGUACUAACUGUUGAUUGAAUUGUGUAUUUCACUGCAACUUAUCCUGAUAAGUUGAUCAAGAUUUUCACUACAUAACGAGCAAACCAGUUAGAUUCCUAGGACCACCGACCAAUCAUAACUGUUCAAACUUUUCGCAUCCCAAGAAAUUAAAGAUUUUGUUCUGUCACCAUUUCCCUCCUAUAAAAAGUCCAUGGAAGAACACAUUACCUCAAGCUUUAAUCUUGUCCUAUAACCCUUCAUGGAUGAAUCAAAAACUUGGAAAGGUGAUGGGGAUGAAAAUUUCUUGCGGUCGCAGAGUCUAAGUGUUGUACUAAAACUGUAUCUGCUCAAAUUUGUUGUGUAUGGAGCUGAGAAGGUGCUUAAGGAUGGAAAAUCAGUGAGGCUGAAUAGUCUUGCAUUCGACCGGCCUAGGAGUUUUUCAAGCAAGGACUUGGCUUCUAGUUCAAAGGAGAGAAGAUGCAGAGCAGUAGUUAACAAUGCAUUGCAAGAAAAUGAAAGGAAUGAUGAAGAGUAUGUGAAUGUGUCAAGAUUGGUAAAUCAUCCUUCAUUGGGAGGCUACUCUGGUGGUGGACUAUUGCCUUUGAAUUUUUUUGCUUACCUUGCAAUCUUGCCUAUAAAAUUCAUGGGUUUUCAGAUUAAUGUGCUGGUUAGUCUUUUAACAUUCCCAAUUCGGCUAUCUUAUCUUUCAUUGAUGUUCUUCAUCUUUCCGAUUCGAUCCCUGAAGGAGCUCAGAAGGUGUUUGAUCAAAAGGGUGUUCCAAAUGUGGGAUGUGAGAAGUAAAAGUGUGAAACAGAAAGCUCAGAAGUCAAUGUUGAAUGUUGCAAUGAGACUUGGUUGCGGAUUCUUUUGGUCAAGCUAUGUGUUUUUCUUGCUUUUGGGGCUAUUGGUAUCUGGUUUUGUACUUGGGAGUCUUAUUGUAAGACAAAUAGCAGUACAACCAAUUCAGAUAACAGAAAGCCUAAAUUUCGAUUACACCAAGCCUAGUCCGGUUGCUUUGGUCCCGAUUAUGUCUUCUCCUGGCAUGACGGAUACUAUGAAGCAGCGCGGUGCUCGUGCCAUUCCUUACAAUCACAAGCUGCGGCUCACUGUUUCAUUGACGCUGCCAGAGUCUGAAUACAAUCGGAAACUUGGCGUUUUCGUGGUGAGAGUCGAUUUUCUAUCGGCAAACGGUGAAGUCACUGCUAGUUCAAGCCAUCCCAGCAUGUUAAGGUUCAAAAGUGAACAACUCAGACAUGUUGAAGCAAUUAUCAGGAGUGCAGCAAUCAUUCCUGGGCUGCAAUCAGAAUCGCAAAUUCUCAACAUAAAAAUGAAGGAAUUCACUGAAGGACUUGAACCGACUGCCUACUUGAAGGUUGUAUUAGAACAGCGAGCGGAAUUCGAAUAUGGAGCAGGAAUACCAGAAAUAUAUGGUGCAACAUUAGUACUCGAAUCCGGGCUUCCACUGCUGAAAAAGAGCAUUUGGUAUUGGAGAAGAACAAUUCUGGUAUGGACAAGUCUUACGUUGUUCAUGCUAGAGUUGAUGUUCAUUCUAGUUUUCUGUAAACCCUUGUUAAAACCAAGAGGGAGGCCUGGAGUUGUAUCCUCCAAUAGGGUUUCUGAUCUGAAUAACAUUGUUUCAUGGCGCAAAACCGGGCGAGAUUAAGCGCGCGUUCGAAGAAGGAGGACGUUAACGAUGAAAGAUAACAUUUAACUGAGGAAUAUUUUAAGCACUUACAGGGCAUUUGGUUCAUAAUUGUGUGAGGUGAGUAUGGGGUGAAUGUGAAUUGAGCAUGGUCAUAUUUGGUUUAAAAUAAAGAGUGAGAAUUUUACUAAUACAGUAUCCAUAUUAUCAUUUUUUCUUUGUAGAAAAUAAAAAGAAUAGUAUUAAUUUAAUGGUUUUGAUUAUUUUAUAAUGAUGGUAA